Molecule: messenger RNA, 1047 nt
Organism: Papilio polytes (common Mormon)
Lineage: Eukaryota; Metazoa; Arthropoda; Insecta; Lepidoptera; Papilionidae
Product: ATP synthase subunit s-like protein
Exons: 2
Coding region: 181-1002 (273 amino acids)
Source: RefSeq, a predicted model, not a curated record
AAAGUCAAUUUGACAUUGACACAAGAUCUUUAUUUAGAAAAUACGUAAACACAUAAAAAAAUCUAAUUUAAAACGAAAUUUAUAAAUGCUAACUUAAAAUCGUCAAUUAGAAUGCGAGAUAAUAACGAAAGUUGUCAUAGUAUAUAAUUUCAAAUAGUUAAGGCAUUAUAAUUUAGAGCAAUGGCGUUGUGUUUACAACCUAAAAAAUUAUUGCGUUAUUCCCUAAUGAAAACUCGAACUUAUUGUGAUAAUAAAUCAAUUUAUCAACGAAAUGAAGAAGGAAUACAACCUCGUACUGUACACGGGAAACCUUACCCAGAAUGGCGAAAGCCUUGGAUUCAACGAGAUGGUGAAUGGACUUCCAAAUUAUCGCUUUUCGUAGAAAAAAAUCCAAGCAUGAACAUAUUGCACGCUAUGAGCAAUGUACCUAAUUUAUCAAUUAAAAAAGUAAAGGAUUGGUGGGCUGAUAUGAAGGAAAUUCAAGAGAUACAAAAUCAGAUAUAUUUGCCCGAAAGAACAGCUGCUUUGGGCGCCAAUUUAGCUGCGAUACACUUUUUCACACAUCGCAACGCAGCAGUUAGGUUAAAAGGUUCAACACCAUGGAUUGUUGGUGAUAUUACAUCAUUAAAUUUACCAGACCGUUAUGUUGAUGGAUAUUUUGUUGAAGCAGUUGAUUGUACAAAUUUUCACCACAAUGGAAUCCGAUAUGAGGGAUUGAAAAAUUUAUCAGGUCUUAAUUACUUGAAAUGGCUAUGCCUUAGUAAUAAUAAGCACAUAGAUGUAUGGUGUCUUGACAGAAUAGCUGGUCAAAAUGGUAGAACAUUAGAAUAUCUUGAUGUAACUGGUCAUCAGUUAAGCCUAGGUUCAGUUAUUGCUUUUUCCAAGAUGUCGGCACUUAAAUUACUUACCAUAUCUGAUCCAGGUGACAACAUUGAAGUGCAAACCGCUUUAUCUAUACUUGAAGAAGAGAGACCUGAAUUAGUAAUAAAAAUAGCAGAUUGAUGUUAAGUUUAUAAUUAUCCUUAGUACAAUAAAAUGAAAUUGAUA